AUGCUCCCAGCCUCCCACCAUGUCGUCUCGCAUAUAAAGAUGGAAUAUAAACCCCAAGCAGCGCCAGGGCCCAGAAUCAAACCGCGCCUCAUCAUCCAUGGCGGCGCAGGAAACAUCACGCCCGCCAAUCUCCCUCCCGCACAAUAUCGUCAAUAUCGCGCCUCUCUCCUCUCCAUCGUGUGUAAAGCAAAUGCCUACAUGACAACACCCAUACAACCCGACUCGCAGUCUCCCCGCUCCUCGUCCAACAUCCAACCACAGCCACCACGCCUCCCCUCCGCCCUCGAAACAGCAGCCUACGCCGUAACCCUCCUCGAAGACGACCCCCUCUACAAUAGCGGCCGCGGCGCCGUCUUCACGCGCGACGGCGUUAUCGAGCUCGAAGCCAGCGUCAUGGUAUCCCGCGGCCGCGCCAAGCGCUGCGUCGGCGUCUCCGGCAUCCGGACCGUGCGGAACCCCAUCCUCCUCGCCAAGGCGAUGCUGGAGCACGGCGACCAAGACCUUCGACCGCACGGGAGUGGCAUUGUUGAAGGUGAAGGAGACAAAAGAAACCGAGGGGAAGGAAUAGGAGGAGAGCAGCCAACACCACCACCACCGCCACCGCCACCACCGCUAGACAUCCCGUCCGCUCAGGGACAUACCCACCUCCACGGCGUCGAGUUGACGGCUACCCUGGCCGAGAGGUACGGGCUGGCGCUCGUGGACGAUAAAUACUUUUUCACGGACCGACGGUGGCAGGAGCAUCGGCGCGCUCUGGAACGGGAGAAGGCAGAAGAAGGGGGACGCGGACGAGGGGUGGCGGCUACGUGGAGUGCGGAUGAAUACCUCCCCCAGGGGACGUGUGGAGCGGUGGCGCUAGACGAAGACGGCGUCGUUUGCGUAGCCACGAGUACCGGCGGCCUGACGAACAAGUUGACGGGGCGGAUUGGGGAUACCCCCACGGUCGGGGCUGGGUUUUGGGCUGGCGAGUGGGACGACGAUGAGCCGAUAAAAGAAACAAUGUCGGGAAGAGGUGGCGAGAUGGGUCGUGAUUGGAUGCAUCACACGUCCCUCGGGGCUGUCGCCUUGGGCGGCGCCUUGCGCUGGUUCCUGGCCGAUUGCCUCCCUUCUCCCUGGACCCCCUGGACAUCAUAUGGCCCCGUCCCGUCACCCCAGAUCACCUCGACAAGGUCGUUCGGCGCAUCCGGCACGGGAAACGGGGACUCGUUCCUGCGCACAGCCGCCGUGAGGAGCGUGGCGGCACGAGCGCAGUGGAAACCCGAACCCAGUGCCCAGGCUUUGACGGCCGUGACGGGUCCCGCGGGCGAACUGCAGCGCAGCGCAGAGGACCGAUGGGGGACGACGGGUGAAGGCCAGGGCGGGAUGAUCGGUAUAGAGUCCACGGUACUUCGCGAUGCGCACGGCGACAUUGUCGGGGCGGCGUCGGAGGUUCUGCAGGAUUUCAACUGUGGAGGCAUGUUCCGGGCUUGGAUUGACGAUGAUGGCCGGGCCAGGGCAAGGAUUUGGAGAGACGGGGAGGUGUCUGAACCUUCGAUUCGGCAGCUGGAGGAGGCGGUAGAGGAGGUGACUGACUGGGUUAGCAAUAAGAGUUGGGCUAACCGAGAAGACCACCAUUUCAUCUCCUGUUCUGUCCUCGUACAUCAGCAGCCCUCUUGGCGGCUAGAGAGAAAGUGUCUCCGUCGUCGUCGCCUCUUCUUCCGCGUCGGGAACGUCCGUUCCUUCGGUCAGCACUUUUCAUGA
Sodiomyces alkalinus F11 is the source of this 1740-nucleotide messenger RNA. RefSeq names its product N-terminal nucleophile aminohydrolase. The record is from RefSeq and is a predicted model, not a curated record. Bases 1 to 1740 code for a protein of 579 amino acids. The transcript has 4 exons. NCBI's taxonomy places the organism in Eukaryota, Fungi, Ascomycota, Sordariomycetes, Glomerellales, Plectosphaerellaceae. Gene Ontology annotation, molecular function: hydrolase activity.